Molecule: messenger RNA, 5701 nt
Organism: Hymenoscyphus albidus
Lineage: Eukaryota; Fungi; Ascomycota; Leotiomycetes; Helotiales; Helotiaceae
Source: the annotation of a GenBank genome assembly
AUGGGUAUCGAGGGCCGCAACGCACCUCCCCUCCCAGCACCCACCGAAACCGACACGACCAACGACGUCAGCGAGUUUGGCAUCAGCGAGAUAGGCGCCAGUGAAUUUGGCUCCAGAACCACCGACAAAAGCCAGUACACACUGCCCGAAGACGGCAGUCCCGUCACAAUUGCGACCCGACGGAAGAAAGGCGGCAAGGACGGCCUGGGAAACCUGUCCUCGAAUAAAUCCCAAACCUCCCUACUAAUUGAAUACUUUGAGGGCGGAAAAGAGGGCAAGUCGGAAUCUCGCAGGCCCUCGGUCAGAGUGAAGGUCACACCGUCAUCCAAAAGCAAGGGCCGAUCGACCAACGACCACAUCCAGAUCACCGAGCGAAAAGGGACACGAAAACCCUCCUACACCAAGAGAAUUCAGCUGUCGCCCAACGUCCGAGACGACAAAUCCGUCGAUGGUGAGGGCGAUGAUCACAGUCUUCACUCUUAUCGCUCAGCCACCGAGGAGUCCAACGUCACUUCAAGAGGCGGUGGACCAAUUGAAGUGGAAAUCAUGCCGCGACGCCAUGGAAGCCCAUUGAUCCCAAGUGAAUCGAAUCUUGCAAAAUAUGUACAACAAACGGCCUCCGAGAUCUCUUCCAUGCCCGCCGAUAGUUUUCUCGAUGGACAGACACGCUCACCUCAAUCACCCCAGCGAAAGCGUAGUCGAAGUCUAUCAAGAGGGGAAGCAUUGGCGAUUGGCGCCGGCGCUGGUCUGGCGACGGGUGCCCUAGCUGACAAGUUAAGCGCUCCUACACGGCGACGCAGUCGAAGUCUUAGCCGGGAGCGGAUUGUUGUACAAAAGGCAGCCGAGAAGGUUCGAGGUGAAAAAUCCGAGCGCCGGCGCAAACAUCGAAGUCGAAGCCGGAGCAUGAGUGGAGAACACCUAGAAGGCAUCAAGUCUCCCAGAAGAAGGUCGAGUCGAAGUCAUCACGAAGAGUCGCUUGUUUCUGGUGCAGAUUCAAGUCUGCUUAAUUCUCAUCUGAGUGGUAAAUCAGGCGAUGCAUAUUCAUUUAGGUCUGGCACCUCGAAAUCUUCAAUCAACAACCCAAAAUUACUUGAAACAGUGGAGGAUGCCAUCCGACGACUGAUAUUACCUGAACUGACCGCACUGAAGCGAGAGCAGAGCAAGCGGACUUCGCAUCAUGAGCGUGAAAGAAGAGGCUCGCUUACGUCUGGCAGUGGCGUGUCUGGCCUGUCCAAAGAUUCACGAGAGGAGACUUCGAGCACCCGAAAACGAUCUGAACAUGGAAGUACUACAGACCUUUCAUCCAGACCAAAAGUCAUUCUUAACGACAAGGAGGUCUUAUCGGGCAAUUCCAUCAAGGCUCGCAAGGACAAAAAUAUCGAUAGAGUCAAGUUAACAGACUCGCCUAGAAGCUUCGAGCGAGGCUCGUCAGAAGAGACUGCCAUACAAGAUGGCGAGCGUGUACGCAAGAAGCGAAGUAGUCGCGGCAUGGAAAGCUCUGCGAUUGAUGCUGGAGUGGGCGCUUUAACCAGUGCAGCAUUACACAAACACCAGUCUCAGGAUUCGGUCAACAGUGAGAAAAAGGAGCGCCGCCGCAGGAGGACCAAGACACAUAGCCGGACUGGCAGUACAGCCGAAAGCUAUGAUGAGCGAGAACUUGCUCCGCCAAUAAUGCCUCUUAUGAGCGAGAUCAACCCUUCUGAUAUCACCAGAAGCUCAAUAUUGUCGGCAGAGACCGAUCGGCCCAACUCAGCAAGUCUAGAACACCGACCUAUGCAAAUUCAAGAAGUAUCCCGUGGUGUUGGCUCCCCCGCAUCGUUGACGCCGACAAGAACACCAGUUGCUUUACAGCAAGGCCUUGGUACACAACACUCGAAUUACUCGCGUGGAAACCUUAGUCUUCAUAGUCAACACAGUGAACAACAACUGCGCAGUGAAGAAUACGAAUUGGACGAGCAUGGCCGCAAGGUCCCAAUGCAUGGCUCUACAGAACAACAGAGCUCAUACGUCGAAGAAGAGCGGGGCACUGGUCGCUCACGAGUCAUCGGCGCUGGCAUGGCUGCUCUUGGAGCUGCCGGCCUAGCGGCAUAUCAACAUCAUGACGACGAUCAUGAAGAUUCUGAACUUCUCGAUGACUAUGACCAGCCAAGUUAUUAUCAGAAUACUCAAGAGGUACCACCGCCACUACACUAUGUCCCUUACGGUCAUGAAAGACGGGGCCUGAGCCCUAUUCAAAGCGUUUCCGGAUACACAGAAGGCGACCCCGACCUACAACGCUCGUCCAGAUUAACACACAGUACAGGAUCGUAUUCGUCUCUGGGCAAAUCCGUUGAUCAAAACUGGAAAACCAUUGGAAGUUCCACAAAGUCAAUGGACUCAUUGGGCAAUGGUCAUCAUAAUCGCCAUGACUUUCAAGAGGUCCGGCAAGGCGGGCUUACGGAUUCUGAGCUUACACAGGACGGCGAGUAUUGGGAGGAGCAACAUCGGGAGAACAACCGCAACCGUGAGAUGGACUCGGAAAGUUAUCACAGUUCUGAUCCCCGUGUCGCAGCUGGUCAAAAUGUUCGUGGUGUAGGCCUAAAUGCAGAAUACGUGGACACUCCCAUCGCAGUUGAGUCUGCGGUAGCGUCGUUGCUCAAUGCUUCUGAUCUUACAAGCGGCGUAUCCGGGCAUUCAGGUAACAAUGGUAAAUACGAUCGAAGAGGAUCAUACGCAUCAUACGAGGAUGACUCUGAGAGGCAUUUCACCACAAGCCCCGCCAAAAAGGGCAUGGGCAGAGGUCAAGAGCACGACGACUCUGACCGGGCUUCAAGUCGCCAAGAUAGCCCAACCAAAUAUUCUGAAUACGAACUCGACGACCAAGGACGGAAAAUUACUAUGCCCAAAUCAAAUGCGCACGCAGUCGAAAGAGAAAUUGCUGCUGGAGCUGCUGCUGCAGUUCUCAGGAGUCACAAGAAGAACGAUGCCGACGAAAUCCAGUAUCAGCAAUGCGAUGACACUUCUGGUGCUCCAUUAAAUAAAUCGUUCAAAGAGCGAGCUUUAGAAGGUCAAGGUCAAAUCCCUUCGCCACGCCAGAGUGUAAUUUCUGGAAUGAGCAUAGCAAGUAGCCAUGAACCAGCAAUGGGUGCCAGCGGACUCCCAGACUUAAAUAAUCCUGAGCCAGAGUAUGGUUAUGCUGAUGAUGUGUCCGAUGUGACCACGAACCCAUCAAUCAUCAACGGUCCAGGUGGUGGCCCCACUGGAAGCCGAGAUCAUUGGUCGGGUCAUGCAACACCUACAAGACUCGAUACCGGAAUGUCACCUCUCUCUCGAAACUCGGAUGCGAAUCUCAAAGCUGCUUCAGCAGCUCUUAUUGGUGCUGCUGCUGGCGCAGAAGGCGCUGCCGCCCUUGCACACCACAGCAGAGAAUCAAGCCAAGACCAUGAUGAAGAGUGGCGAAGAACUUCUGGGGAGCGCAAGCGGGAUACUCUGGUAACCAACCCGUACGAAGGCACCAGUCCUAUCGCCGCAAUUGGGGGUCAACUGGACGCAAACUUGAUGCACCAGUCAAGCUUCCAAAGCGGCCAUCAGUAUAACGCUUCCAAGACGGGCUAUCAAAGUCCAGGUGUUGUGCCCAAGGACGAAGGUUAUAUGUCUUCUGCCCCUAAUGCCCGUUCCCCACGUCCUUUCACCCCGGAACAACGCGGUAAAAAUGUCGGUUUUCUCGAUGAGAAACGGGACGGUCCAGCCAAUGCAGGAGACCCAUUCUACGCACCAGGUCAUGCUCGACAAAACAGUGACAUGUCCCACGGCAUGGGUUCACCAAUUUAUGAUAGUGCCACCGGAAAUGGAAUGGAUCGAAUCCAGUCCAAGGAUAUUGUGGCUUUGAUGGAUCACGUAUGUAUUCCUUGUUAAUGUUCUAGGAGCCUGCUAACAUCCCAUAGCUCACUGUACGCGAUGCUCAACGCAGCGCACGUGAUACAGAGAUACUUGUCACUCUCGUUCGCGCGGCCGCUGAGAUGCGAAAUUCCUUUGAAGAUAUGAAGCGUCUUUUGGCCGAUACCGAAGAUGUCAUUAUCACGGAAGUUCAGGCUAACACCGAAAAGACGGUUCAGAAGGUCAUCAACGGACCAAGGCCUCUUCCACCAAGUGCUGCUCGCUCAAUUCGGCAAGGGUCUCAGGAUGAGAUGUACGAUGAUAUCCCGAACAAGAAGAAGAAUGUGUUCCGAAGAGCACUCAAGGGACUCAGCAUGCGCAGUUCCAAUGACCUUGGAAAGAUCGAGGAUAUGCUUGUUACACUUUUGGGAGAAGUCGAAGGACUUAAAGCAGCUCAAGGAUUAAAGAAUGACAUGCGGGAGGUUGACACUUACAGUGAUCUGAAUCAAGAAGGCAACUAUGAGCAGGACCGUGGGUAUGAACCGGAGGGCAAUGCUGGUACAUCCACCGCUAGCCACGCGAGCCAAUCCGGACAUCUUUCGAUCCCGUUGUCAAGAGGACCAAGUGCAGCAAGAGGUUUUGAUGGUCGAAAGUUUUCGGAUCACCGUAUCAGCACUGUGCCGGAAGGUGACGAAGAAGAACCAGUCUCACCUGAAGAGGAACCUCGCGAGAAAGGAGUUUCUGGUACUCAUUUCGAGGAUGAGGAACGCUCACGAACCCCAACUCAAGAAUUCGCCCGAGCUGGUUCUGCUCCUUUAGAUACUCCACCCCAACCGAACCUUCCUCAGGGUUCUUUGAGCAAUGACAAUACACCAAAAACAGAAAAGAGCAAGAAGCACAAAUCGAGUAGCUCUUCUGGUUGGAUUCCCAAGGUUUCACGAUGGUCAGAAACGACAGCUUCGACUGUUCUACGAGGAUUCCGAAGUAGUGGACGCAAUAGUGGAAGAAAGGAAGAGUACACACCUCCUUCAAGAUCCGGUUCAGAUCUUGGCAAUUACGCAGAGCCUGAUCAGCAAUACGAGCAAGAUAAACUCCACUCUGGAUUUUCUGAGGAGCAAAUGCAACAAUAUGAUGAAAAUCAGCCUAUAUCAAUGCUCUCCCCUGAGGACCCCAAAUACAAGGCUCAUCGAAACUCUUUGAACCUCCAGCACCCUCAACCACGACCUGGUCCAACCCAUCGAUAUCAAACGGCCUUGGAAUCCCAAGCUCCAUUCUUUGACCAACCCAGUUCCCCAAAGUCUCUAGAUUGGGGAUCUUCAACAAGCAUCAAUCACCUACCUGCUCAACAGACAAAUCGUUAUAGCACUGGUACCAUGAACACGGCUGGAAACCUAUCUCCUAUCUCAGAUGGUGGCUACUCCAACGGUUCUGCCUCUAAUCAGGGUCCUGCCCGUCCUCCCAAGGAACCUCUCUCUCCUGAGCGGCCACCAAAGGUUCGAGCCAACAAACUUCAAAAACCAAGUCCAUUAAGUCGUGAACAUCUACAAGCUGAGCCUACUUACGAUGAUUAUCAACCUGGUGGUUCCCCAAGGUCUGCAGCUAGAAAGCUUUCUGGUGCCAUGACUGGUGUGCCAACCAGAAAGCCAACUGGUCCAAGAAGUAUGAGCACUGCAUCAAAGAGUGGUGAAGGGUUGAAUCGAGAUGAAACAGUCAUUCGCAGAAACGUAAAUAGAAGUAAGUACUCCGUAUCAUAGGCCGCGUCAGCCCAGACUAAUAGAUUUUAGAUACGUUUGGCACGGUAGCAAGUCAUCAUAGCCAUCAUAGCGAGGGGUCUGAAACUUUCUGA